ACGUCUGCUUGGUGACUGUCCCUCCAGAUGCUCAAGUACCUGCAGCCCUGGCCUAAGCCUUUACUGAGCUGUAGUUGGAAUAGACUGUGCCUGCUGAAACAGCAUCUAUUUACAAUGAAGUUACAGUCUCCAGAAUUCCAGUCACUCUUCACAGAAGGGUUGAGGAAUCUGACAGAGUUAUUUGUCAAAGAAAAUCAUGAGUUAAGAAUAGCAGGAGGAGCAGUGAGGGAUUUAUUGAAUGGAGUAAAACCUCAAGAUGUGGACUUUGCAACUACGGCCACCCCCGCUCAAAUGAAGGAGAUGUUUCAGUCUGCCGGGAUUCGUAUGAUCAACAACAAAGGAGAAAAACAUGGAACAAUCACUGCCAGGCUUCAUGAAGAAAAUUUUGAAAUUACCACGCUACGGAUUGAUGUCCUUACAGAUGGAAGGCAUGCUGAGGUAGAAUUCACAACUGACUGGCAGAAAGAUGCUGAGCGCAGAGACCUCACUAUCAACUCCAUGUUCUUAGGCUUUGAUGGCACCUUAUAUGACUACUUUAAUGGGUAUGAAGAUUUAAAAAAUAAGAAAGUGCAAUUUGUUGGACAUGCUAAACAGAGAAUACAAGAAGAUUAUCUUAGAAUUUUAAGAUAUUUCAGGUUUUAUGGGAGAAUUGUUGAAAAACCUGGUGACCACGAUCCUGAAACUUUAGAAGCAAUUGCAGAAAAUGCAAAAGGCUUGGCUGGAAUAUCAGGAGAGAGAAUUUGGGUGGAGUUGAAGAAAAUUCUUGUGGGUAACCAUGUAAAUCAUUUGGUUCAUCUUAUCUAUGAUCUUGAUGUGGCUCCUUACAUAGGUUUACCUACUAAUGCAAGUUUAGAAGAAUUUAACAAAGUCAGUAAGAAUGUUGAAGGAUUUUCACCAAAACCUAUGACUCUUUUGGCCUCAUUAAUCAAAGUACAGGAUGAUAUCAUGAAAUUGGAUUUGAGGUUGAAGAUUUCAAAAGAAGAGAAGAAUCUUGGUUUAUUUCUAAUUAAAAAUAGGAAGGAUUUAAUUAAAGCAACGGAUAGUUCAGAACCACUGAAACCCUAUCAGGACUUUAUUAUAGAUUCUAGGGAACCUGACGCGACUACUCGUGUGUGUGAACUACUCAAGUACCAAGGAGAGCACUGUCUCCUGAAGGUCAUGCAGCAGUGGACCGUUCCUCCAUUUCCUGUGAGUGGCCAUGACAUCAGAAAAGCAGGCAUUUCUUCAGGAAAAGAAAUUGGAGCUCUGUUACAACAGUUGCGAGAACAGUGGAAAAAAAGUGGAUACCAAAUGGAAAAAGAAGAACUUCUGAGUUACAUAAAGAAGACAUAAACGGAUGGGCUGGCUACUAAAA
This is a messenger RNA of Chrysochloris asiatica (Cape golden mole), 1354 nucleotides long. It is a transcript of the gene TRNT1, whose product is annotated as tRNA nucleotidyl transferase, CCA-adding, 1. The transcript has 7 exons. The coding region runs from base 28 to 1332 and encodes 434 amino acids. The record is from RefSeq and is a predicted model, not a curated record. Gene Ontology annotation, biological process: RNA processing. Gene Ontology annotation, molecular function: nucleotidyltransferase activity; RNA binding. Lineage: Eukaryota; Metazoa; Chordata; Mammalia; Afrosoricida; Chrysochloridae.